UCCCCCACUAGAGCCAACCAGGAUGCUGAGCGCAAUGCAGCAGUGGGAGUGUCUACACAGGUUGACCUCGAUGGACGGCACGCGGCGACUCCUUCGGGCUCCGGCCAAGCCAUCCAUCGCCGAGCUAAUUCACGAACGCAGCCGUGGGGCACUGCCUUGUCCACGGUGCUCUCAGAGAGCGAGCGGACCGACCCAUCAACUCGUUCCCACUCCCGGAUGUCUGGCAAUGCUCGCAGUAGCGUCUUCACGCUGAACCAGCUGAGACAGACAGGGAGCUUCUCCACCUUGGGUAUGGAGGAGGCUCUGGCCAUGGUCUCUCAUUCUCGGAACGGAUCCGUGGACCGACCUCAGCCGGUCUAUGGCAGAGACGCGCAGUUUUCCAGUGCCCGCUUGGUCCGUGACCAUGACGAAGAUGGUGAUGGUCUUGCAGACCUGGAGAGCAUGAACCGUCUUCCCUCCCGCGCCCGAGGUCUGAGUUUUCUCUCCAACAAUUCCGGGGAAAAGGGCCACCGUUCUAGCCGUUCAACGAGCAGCUCUGGUGGUAACAGCAUCAGCUACACGGCUGCCAUUCCGGCAUGGGCGAGGGUCUACUACGGUAGUGGGGAACGACGCUGGCUGGCACCAAAGCCAUCCAACGAGUCCAUGUUUUCGCAAUUCACCAGCAGCCUGCACCGCGACGGAUCUCACAGCCGCUCCCCCAGCUAUGAGCAGUACACGACUGACAUCAACAACCCCCGUCGCCGCCCCCACGAACCCAAGCGACGAAGGAGCGAAUCCGACUCAAUGGAAAUCAGGCCACACCCUUUUGCCGCUGUAGCUCGCAGCAUCAAGAAGCAGACAUCCAGCAUCUGGUCGCCGCAUUUGCGACAGGACAGACGGGCCAGCCGAUACAGCCUUUGGUCCCCGCCAUCCCUGGCCGACUCUGCUGAAUUCUCAGCCUGGCAACGAAACCUGCAGCUGGUGCUGUUUGUCUUUGGGUUUCUUUGUCCACUUGUGUGGAUGGUUGGUGCUGUUUUGCCAGUCCCUGCACGGCCUGAGCGAGACAUGACGGAGCGACGAUUCAGCGACGGCAACAUCGAUCUUCGGACCGAGGCACGCACCCAGAUGCAGUACAUCAAUGCGGAGCGUCUCCACGACAGGGUCAAGUGGUGGAGAAGCGUCAACCGGCGCAUGUCCAUCAUCGGAGCCCUCAUCCUCUGCCUAUGCAUCGUGCUCAUUGUCGUCGGCGUCAAGCAGCAAUGGCAU
Trichoderma atroviride IMI 206040 is the source of this 1245-nucleotide messenger RNA. RefSeq lists its product as uncharacterized. The record is from RefSeq and is a predicted model, not a curated record. Lineage: Eukaryota; Fungi; Ascomycota; Sordariomycetes; Hypocreales; Hypocreaceae.